UGAAAUAAAUUUGUUAAAAUAAAAAAUAGCAGCUACAAAAACCAAUUCAUUGUUUGUUUAUUAACGUCUUCGUUUACUUAAAUAAAAUCUAUCAAAAAAAAUGGCUCAAUUAAUAAAUACAAAAGUUGAUGAAGCUAUCCAGAGUUUAAUUAAAACAGCAGAAUUAACUGCGCAGUAUGGCGGUGAUGAACAAAAGAAUCCCGAAAUAUUUGGUAAAAUUCUCGAACAGCUAAUUGGUGUAAAGAACGAUGUUAAAAAAGCCGAUAAAGCUUUUUCUACUGCAAAAGAUAAACAAUCAAUUGCACAAUUCGAUCAAACAUUUGCAUCCGAAAUAAAUAAACAACCAAAAUCAAAGGCUAAAAACUCUGAUGAAUAUAAACGCAUUAUGGAUGAGAUACGAACCCUUCUAUCAAUGAAUUACGAAGCGGUUGCAUCAACCAGUGUCGUAGAAGGCGAUGAUUAUCAAAUGGAGAUGGAAAUAUCGGACAUUGAUCCUCUUACAAAGCGUCGCAUGACACAUCCCGUUAAAAACACAGUUUGUGGACAUUAUUAUGAGAAAUCUACUAUUCUUGAGUCCAUUCAAGUUAAUCCCAGGCUUAGAUGUCCAAUAGCAGGAUGUGGAAACAAUCAGUUUGUACAAAAAGCACAUCUAAUUGAAGACCCGGUUUUCCGAAUGAGGCUUCAAAGGCGAAAUGAAAACGAACAAAAUUAAUUCCAAUUGAUUUAAAAUUUAUAUUUAUUUUUGUUAACAAAAAAAAAAAAA
Molecule: messenger RNA, 763 nt
Organism: Episyrphus balteatus (marmalade hoverfly)
Lineage: Eukaryota; Metazoa; Arthropoda; Insecta; Diptera; Syrphidae
Product: E3 SUMO-protein ligase NSE2-like
Exons: 4
Coding region: 101-712 (203 amino acids)
Biological process (GO): double-strand break repair via homologous recombination; protein sumoylation
Cellular component (GO): nucleus; Smc5-Smc6 complex
Molecular function (GO): zinc ion binding; SUMO ligase activity
Source: RefSeq, a predicted model, not a curated record